This is a messenger RNA of Geodia barretti, 849 nucleotides long. The record is from the annotation of a GenBank genome assembly. Lineage: Eukaryota; Metazoa; Porifera; Demospongiae; Tetractinellida; Geodiidae.
AUGAUUGCAGGUGCGAAAGGCGCACAUUUUUGGGAUGCCGAUGGCAACGACUAUAUCGAUUAUCUGAUGGGCUAUGGACCCAUGAUCCUUGGGCAUGCCUAUCCGACUGUGAUUGAUACGGUCACGAAAUAUCUCGUUGAACGGGGUAAUGUUUAUAAUUUCGGACAUACCCUUGAGGUAGAACUCGCCGAAAAGCUGAUUCAGAUUAUCCCAUCGGCUGAUAGAGUCGCUUACUUCGUUGGCGGAUCGGACGCAACAACUGGAGCGAUUAAGUUCGCUCGCGCGUAUAACGGUAGAGAAAAGGUGAUUCGAUCGGGUUAUCACGGCUGGCACGAUUGGUGUAGCCACGCCCGCGGACACCUAUCAGGUGCUGCUGCCGCCACACUCAGCGUCGAUUUCAAUGAUCUCGAAGGGCUUGCCGACCUCUUUAAAGCACACCCUGACGAGAUUGCGUGUCUAAUUAUGGAACCUUCUGGACAAGACCUUCCCCAAGACGGUUAUCUCGAAGAGGCAAAGGCGCUCGUCAAUGCCAACGGUGCAUUGAUGAUUUUCGACGAGGUCAAAACGGGGUUCCGUUACGCUUUGGGCGGUGCACAGGAAUACUUCGGGGUUACCCCCGACAUGUCCGUUUUCGGAAAAGCACUCGCCAACGGGUUCGCGACAGCUGUCGUUGUCGGGCAAAAAGAGAUAAUGGAUGAAGUUAGCGAUGUCUGGGUAGCCGCAACCUUCCACGGAGAAGUAUCGCUCGUCGCUGCUGCAAUGGCCACAAUCGAAGAACUCGAGACGAAGGACGGUGUCGCCUUUAUGUGGAACAGGGACAGAAAUUGUUGGAUGGUUACCGGGAAAUGA